GUGACGCGGCAGUGGGGCUGGCUCUCCUCCGCUCUGCCUGCUUCAUAAACGGAUAUGAGAGAGCAGCACCGGAGCGGCAGUCAACGCUGACCAUGGCGGAAGAGGACGACGCGACGGUUAGGGUUUUACAGAGCCUGCGGGGGAAAAUAUGUGAGGCUAAGAACCUGGGUCCACUCUCGGGUCCAAAUCGACAAAGAGAUCUCUGCACCUUCUGCACCAUAAGUCUGGAUCAGGAGGAGGUGUUUCGCACAAAGGUGUUCGACAAGAGCGUCAGCCCCUUCUAUGGAGAGGACUUCUACUUUGAGAUCCCUCGUCCAUUUCAGUGUUUAUCCUUCUACGUUUAUGCCAAGAGCGUUUUCCAAAGGGACCUACCUGUUGGCAAGGUGUCAAUCAGGAAGGAUGACCUGGCCAAAUACAGUGGAAAAGAGCAUUGGUGCAGCCUUCAUCCAGUAGAUCCCAACUCAGAAGUCCAGGGAAAGGUUCACUUGGAGAUGCGGCUGAAUGAAGUGAUCACAGAGAACGGAUCAGUGGGUCAACACUUAGUGGUCCGGAUAAUCGAGUGUCAGGGUUUGCCUCUGAUCAGCGGGCAGAACUGUGACCCGUACGCCACCGUGUCACUCGUUGGACCUGCCAGAUCGGACCAAAAGAAAACGAAGGUAAAGAAGAAAACCAGCGACCCUCAUUUUGAAGAGACGUUCUUCUUUGAGGUCACACGGACCAGCAGCUACUCUAAAAAGUCUCAUUUCCAAGUGGAGGAGGAAGACAUAGAAAAACUGGAGAUCAAAGUGGAUUUGUGGAACAAUGAGAAUCUAGCUCAGGAUGUGUUUCUGGGGGAGACGCGGGUCCACGUGAAGAUCCUGAGAAGCGACCACAUCCACAAAGCCUGGUAUCUCCUCCAGCCCAAAGGGAACGGCAGCAAGUCAAAGUCCGAUGAUCUGGGAUCUUUGCGUCUGAAGCUGACCUACAUCGAAGACACGGUGCUGCCAUCUGCCUUCUACACACCGCUCUGCAACCUGCUGCUCAAAUCCCCCGACGUGAAGCCCAUCUCGGCUUCAGCCGCUCACAUCUUAGGGGACAUCUGCAGGGAGCGCUACGAGGCGGUCCUGCCCACGGUCCGGCUGCUGCUCCACCACAACCGCUUUGUGCCUUUCGUCUCUGCGGUGGCAGCGCUGGAGCUGGAAAACACUCAGGAGGCUAACACUAUAUUCCGUGGCAACUCACUGGCAACGCGCUGCAUCGACGACAUGAUGAAGAUUGUGGGAAAGAAUUACCUGGCUGUUACCCUGAAGCCUGUAAUAGAUGAGAUCUGUGAGUCCAACAAAACAUGUGAGAUAGACCCGGUUAAACUAAAGGAAGGCGACAACGUGGUGGUGAACAAGGAGAACCUUCAGGGUUACGUGCAGAAGGUUUUCUCCUCCAUCACCCAGUCCAGCUCCAGCUGCCCCCCCCUGAUGUGUGACGUCUUCAGGUCUCUGAGGAACCUGGCCUGCAAACGCUUUUCAGCUGACCCACAUGUCCAGUACUCGGCCGUCAGCAGCUUUGUGUUCCUGCGGUUCUUCGCCGUCGCUGUUCUUUCUCCGCACUCCUUCCAGCUCCGCUCCCACCACCCUGACCCUGAGAUCUCCCGCACGCUCACCCUCAUCUCAAAAACAAUCCAGACGCUGGGCAGCUGGGGGAGUCUGUCAAAAAAAAUGUCUAGCUUCAAAGAAACCUACAUGUACGACUUCUUCAAAUCAUUCCAAGAAGACAAGUGUAUCGAAAAAGUAAAAAAGUUCCUUGAUGAGAUCUCCACUAACGUCAGCAAAGAGUCCAGUGUGCUGGAGGACGCUGUGGUGCUGAAGGAGGGGGAAGUACAGAAGCGAGCCCAGGGCAGGAAACGACUUGGAAAGAAAACCUUUAAGAAGCGAUGGCUCAGACUGACCAAUAGGGAGCUCUCCUACCACAAACAUAAAGGGAAAGAAGCCCUCUGCAUCAUCAAUGUGAAAAACAUCCAGGCUGUGGAGAAACUGGAUGAAAGUGCCUUUAACCGCAAAAAUAUGUUUCAGGUGGUGCACUGCGAGAAGCUGCUGUACAUGCAGGCGGGGAACUGCGUGGAGGCCGGCGAGUGGCUGGAGGUGCUCGGCCCGGUCAGUCGCUGCAACGAGGGCCGCUUCUCCUCCUUCCACCCCUCAAACUACAGCGGGGGAUUCUGGCAGUGCUGCAGGAGCCCGAGCAGCAGCGCCCCCGGCUGCAAGCCCUGCACCACCACCGUGCUGGCCAACCUGCAGCUGGACAUCGACUGUGACCGCGAGACGGAGAGGAUCUUCUCCCUGCUCUCCGCAAACGAUGCCAAGCUGCAGAACAUGGAGGAUGCGUGUGCCAGCAUGGCGGUGUACCAGGGGCCUCAGAGGGAGCAGGAGGAUUACUCAAAGUUCACCAUUCAGGAACCCAAAGAGACCUUUCAGACCCUGAAGCAGCUCAGAAACAUCAUGGAGGAACUUCAGAGGCAGCACAACAUCCGCAGCGACACCGCGGCGCAGUACGGGAGCAUGGACAACCCCAUCAUAGGGAAAACCUCCUAACCCGAGCAGAUCUGAACCGGAACCGUCUCCUCUGAACCCUGUUGAGUUCGCUCUGUUCGGACCCCCCCCUCCUCUGGUCCCUUUUCCUCAUCUUAAUUUAUGUCCUCUUUGAUAUCUACAGCUGUGUGAAAGAAGCAUCAUUACCUGGUGUGUGAAUAGGCUGCUAAUUUCUUUUAUUCACCCAUUUUUUUUUUUAAUGAUGCUCUCCCAAAUCUCGUAUGGUUUUGCUCUGACACCACGUCUUUAAAAGUUGAUUUAAUAAUCAUCUUUGUGGAUUAUGGUCCUCUAUGUGUCCCCCCUUUUAUCCUCUCUUAGUGUCCUUGCUCUGAACAAAAGUGUAUAAAUAUUUUCCGAGGACAGUUGAGUAGAGGAAACCGAUCUGCCUUACUUUGAUGGAUGUUUCUUUCACAUGAAAUGCUGAGGGAAUAAUGCAGAAGCACUUUAAAUAUUUGGAGCUCUCCAAAUGGAAACGAUUAGAUACUUGGUAUCAACUCUCCCCAAUUUGAUCAGUUUCAUGAUCCGUUUGUCUGUUUAAUCAUUCGUGUUCAAUAACAUUUAAAGCCUGUAGAUUUUAAGAUAUUUUUCUUGACCAAAGACGAUUUCAUAGGUUUGACUUGAAGAAAAAACAAAAUGUAUUUUGAAUACAAAUGUUUUCUAAUGGAGAAAAUUAUAUAUAUAUAUAUAUAUUUGGUUUCUGUGUUUGUUUGUUUUUGCUAACAUAUCCUUGAUUUAGUGACUUAAGGCGAGCAUGCAGUCCUGAGAGCACAUGGUGGUGUAGAGUCGUGUUUCCCUGUGAUUGUGAAUCGUUUCGGUACGCUGUGCAUCGCAACAUAUCUGGAGUGGCUUAUGUGAGGAACAAGAGGGAACAAUCAUAUUCAUAAAUCACCUCCCCAUCAUCCCUUAAAUAGUCCAGACAAUCACAACACAUUUCAUUUUUAAAAUCAGCAGCUUUUGUACCUAUGGCUUAAGAGAAUUUGUUUGAAAUGUGUCUCUUGUUGAUUUAGUACGGUGCAAACAUGCUAAAACAUUUCCAUUAGGAAAAACACGCUGGACUUUCAAAAAUAAUGUAAACACAAAUGUGCCAAAACGCAUACAAAUGAAGAUUUGUGGCGUUUACUCAAGUGCUGCAUUUAGGAAUCGCUGCAAGCUCAAAACACAACGUAAACCAGGGGACACUAAUGGCGCGUUUCCACUGCAGCGGGUAGCUCGCUUUGGUUAGGCCUUAUUAGGCCCGGUGUCGGUACACGAUGUGUUCGGGGUCCGUCUCUUACCAGUGACGUCACGAUGUACGACGUCACGCAUUGUGAUUGGCUGUAUGGUAAUUUACCCACGCUGUCUAGAGUAUGAAAGGGUUAAUAAAACACUCAGGGGAGUUUCCUGAAUUUAUGCCCAAAGCCAAGCACUAGGCUCUGGGUAAAUUAAGAGGCUGAUCUGGGGCACUUUUGUCCACUUUCCCUGGUGCUAGAAACUCAAGUCAGGCCUCCCUGGAAUCGUCUCAGAGUAGAUGAUCAGUGGGGCCUUCUUUUACUGAAACAUGAUGUUUCGAUGUAUAUUUCCAUUUCAAAUGCUAACCGCUAGCCGCAAAGCUAGCAUCGCAGCCACACGCUAGGAGUAUGGGAGUAGUAGUGUAAACAUAAUUAUGUAAAUAACCCAAUUUGUGUUCUGUGAAACGGAAAAGGAUUCUAUGGAAACAACAUCACGGAGAAAAAAGUAAUAUCUUCUACAUAUAAUAACGGACAAAGUAAAGAAUGAAGUGUAGGCUAUGUUUAAAUGUUCGGAAUCUGACCGUGUAUGAUGGUCCUCUUGAGUUGCCGUACAGCCAUUGCUCCGUUUUCAUGUUUUUUUAACAUGUUUUUCACACGCUAGGAGUAUAGGAAUACUUCAAUUCGGUUCGUCAUGAUCUGUAGAUGUGAUUUGCCCCCGAGCACCCCUGUGUAAAUUACCGUACAGCCAAUCACAAUGCGUACAAUGCGUGACGUCAUUGGUAAGAGACGGCCCCCGAACACAUCGUGUACCGACACCGGCUCACUUUAAUGCUGCGCUUCCAUUACAGUUUAGGAACUGGGGUAGUUACUAUAGUAACGCAGUGUAGGCGGAGCCGUGACGUCAUCUUCAAUGAGAGCCCCAGAAAAACAACACAGCCGUUAGCUCUUAGCCCUCAGAGCUCACAGCUCUUCAUAUCUGUUCAGAAAC
Gymnodraco acuticeps is the source of this 4754-nucleotide messenger RNA. It is a transcript of the gene rasa2, whose product is annotated as RAS p21 protein activator 2. The coding region runs from base 93 to 2561 and encodes 822 amino acids. The transcript has 24 exons. Lineage: Eukaryota; Metazoa; Chordata; Actinopteri; Perciformes; Bathydraconidae. Gene Ontology annotation, biological process: intracellular signal transduction; regulation of GTPase activity. The record is from RefSeq and is a predicted model, not a curated record.